Molecule: messenger RNA, 2636 nt
Organism: Orbicella faveolata
Lineage: Eukaryota; Metazoa; Cnidaria; Anthozoa; Scleractinia; Merulinidae
Product: protein lin-54 homolog
Biological process (GO): regulation of DNA-templated transcription
Cellular component (GO): nucleus
Source: RefSeq, a predicted model, not a curated record
AAGAUGUCUGCAAAGUGGAGUAAAUUGGGUGUCUUUACUACGUGAUUUUUAUGGGAUUUUGGCAUGGAACAGACGCUUGGUUUGGACGCUGUUUAAGAUCGAUGUAUCUUGCAGGGAACUUUUAUCUUUUAUGGAGAAAAUAAUUACAGUCAAGCAAGAACCAAUUGAUGAUGCAUACCCAACACCACCAUCAACCACAGUGACGGCAACAUCAACAAUCAGUACUACAACAACAGCUCAAAAUGUAACAACUAAAGUUACUACUGUAGCAACGCUGUCCACAGGAACCGCAACAACAGUGGCAGCGACUGCAAUAACUGCAUCACCUGAAACUCAGAUAUUCUUUAUACAACAGCCUAAACCAGAAGCUCAAAAACCACAAUGUACAGGAACAGGUACACAAGGUACUUCUGUAGCAACAGCGACAGCCAGGACAGUGACAACAGGUGCGCAGUCAAAACCACCUUUAGUUGUCAUCUCAGGUAGCCCCAUCAAGUUGACUCCCUUGUCAAGGACAGGUGCUGCUUUGACAAGUGGGCAGGCAAACUCUGGUGCAGCAGGCAAUAUUACAUGUACUUUAGUUCAUGUGCAACCAUUUAAUGCUGCAGCCAAGCAGCACAUUGCACCCAAAUCUGGUGGCUCUCCAAACAAACAAACUCUUCCAGUGCAGCUUCAAAAAUUGGUUCCCAUAAGUGUUGCAACUACAAGUCUUGGAAAGAUUCAAACAGGAACAGCACCUCAGUUCACCGUAGCUACCCCUGCCGGACCUGUCUCCAAUGUGCGGCACAUCGCUCCUAAAGUCAAUAUUGUGUCAGCAGCUGUUCCUAGUGGUCAGGCUGUUCAAUUAACAACACCUACAAUCCAGGUCAGGAACAUUGCCCCUGCUGAGAAGACAGCUCAAGUGCCUCAACAGCUGGCACCAAAGCCUGUCCAAGCUCAAGCAUCAAGUGGAGCUCCGCAGCCAAGACUUAUUGUGCCAGCAUUGCCUUCUAGCUUACCACAAAUGACUGGUGCAGGGGCCACGGGGAACAUUCAAUUUCCCCAUGGUGUAAUAAGUGGAGGGGUGGUCUAUCUUCCUCAGCAAGCUCUGACCUCUGGGGGUUUUCCUAUCGCAGUACCAUUGCAGGCGAAUGCAUUAAAUACAGGACCACAAGGAGGAAUGACUGUUAAUGGGAGUUCUCCUGAAUCCUCACCACCAAACAGACCUCGCAAGCCCUGUAACUGCACCAAAUCACAGUGUCUUAAACUGUACUGUGACUGUUUUGCCAAUGGUGAAUUUUGUAGCAAUUGUAAUUGUGUCAAUUGUUCUAAUAACAUGGAGCAUGAAAAGGAGAGGAGCAAGGCAAUCAAGGCUUGUUUGGAGAGAAAUCCUCAAGCUUUUCACCCAAAAAUUGGAAAAGGAAAAGCGCUUGAUUCAUUUAUCCUACUGUCUUUAACAGGUUGCCAUUGUAAGCGUUCAGGAUGCCUAAAAAACUACUGUGAAUGCUAUGAGGCCAAGAUUUUAUGUACAAAUCUUUGUAAAUGCACAGGAUGCAAGAAUUUUGAAGAAAGUCCUGAGAGGAAAACCUUAAUGCACUUAGCAGAUGCCGCAGAGGUUCGUGUAAAGCAACAGAAUGCUGCCAGAACUAAACUGGAGUCUCAAAUAGAAGACCUGCCAUCCCGACCAACCUUCUUGUCCAGCUCUGGAGAGAGACUUCCUUUCUCGUUCGUGACAGACGAAGUAGUGCAAGCCACUUGUCAGUGUCUGUUGGCUCAAGCCUCAGAGGCGGAAAGUGUGGGAAAGUCUCAGGCAGUGACCGAAAAGAUGAUUCUUGAAGAAUUUGGACGGUGCUUACUACAGAUCAUUCAUACAGCCAAUGGAACUAAAGAAUGAUUCCUUCACUUGACGGUGCGGUGUUUUCAGGGUGCGGAGAUUACACGUAACUUAUCAUCCCUAAUCGGAUUUUUAUCGCGCUGUUCCGUCCCGUGGAAACUGGACGGCGUCUUCGUAAUUUUUAUCUCGUAGUAAAAGUAGUGUAAAUAGAAGUUUGAAAACGUUUUUCGCCUGUUUACUAUUUUGAACGCUCAGUGUGUAAAUAUCAUGCUGCGUCGAAUAAGUUAGUUAUUCUCGUCCGUUCGCGUGCUUUCCGAAGGACACCCGAGGGACACCCGCGGAUACGGGACAUACAGGGAAACGUCCGGGACGUUGUCGAAUUUUUAAGACGGACCUUACGCAAACCACGAGGGCAACGGCAACGAGAACAUCGCCAAACAAAAUGCUUAAUGAGCAGAGUGCACUAUGUACCUCUGUAAUUGCCGUCUUCUACAAAACAGCGUCAGGAAAUGUCCACGUUCCGAGUAUUUUGGAGAACGUGAACCAUUACGGCUUUCUAUUAUUGAGCCUGUGGAAGCUAUUGUUCUGCCUACAAACCGUGUAAACAACUGAAAAAUUCUUAAGCGAAAUAUGAAUACAUUUUCUAAUAGGCGUUGUACUCGGUGUCGCCGUCGUCACUGCGUAAGAUUAUAGAUAUACAUGUAUUAGUAAUAGUAACUGUGGUAACAGCAGAACUUCCUAUACGUGUCUAAACUCAAAUCACUAUUUGACAGUUCUUAUCCGUGAAUAAAGUCCAUUGAUGGGCAUGGCGAGAAAUACGUUC